Molecule: messenger RNA, 7218 nt
Organism: Mytilus californianus (California mussel)
Lineage: Eukaryota; Metazoa; Mollusca; Bivalvia; Mytilida; Mytilidae
Exons: 12
Coding region: 386-4192 (1268 amino acids)
Source: RefSeq, a predicted model, not a curated record
CUUAACACUUUAAGAAUGGGAACAUUGGAAUCUACAAAAACUUGGAAGCUCUUUCACUGGUGCAUGCGUUGUCUGAGGCCUUGACCAUAAUUUAGUGUAACUAUAUCUAACAGGUCUUUGUCAUUCCAGUAAUAUAAUACAAUCGUUGAAUAGCUUGUAGUCACCCUUAGUAGAAACUGAAUGUAGAUUUUUUUAGUGAUUUGAGAAACAAAAAAAGGAUCACUUUUUCAUAGGAAAACGUUUUAUGCGAUGUGCAAAACAUUUAUUUUCCAAAUUUUUGUAAAGAAUUAUAUAUUUAAAUUGAAAUGUUUUGUAGGUGUAGUUUUUCAAAAAAAAAACAAGAAAGGUGUAGAUUUUCAAAGAAGAACAAGAGUUGAACAAAGUUAUGUUGUUCAGAUUCCUGAUCCUGGUUCAUUUUUGUGCGGCUUUCCCGUUAAAAUGUCCCGAACCAGCGCAGUGGUCAAUCCGUGCCAGAAGUCAUUGUCCGGAUCCGUCUAAGUAUUUCUGCCUAAAGAAUGAUCUUAUAAAUGGAUAUUCUGAAAACUGCACAAUAUUCGAUUUUCUACAGCCAGGUCGAAAAAAUGUUCUUCGUGGAGGAUUAGAUGCAGACAUUUGUUCGUCACAACGCUACGAGCCAUGGCCAAUAAAAUUCUUCACAAAUGUCAGUACCAACUGCAUAUUUCAGAAGUCAGCAUGCCAUGAAGAAGGACAAGUUGUCUUUGAUAAUGGAAAUCGAAGCACAGAUGCCAACUGCAGAUGUGACUACACGAGAGGAUACGAUUUCAUCGUUAAACCUCGAAAUCCAUGUUUUUGUGUCCCGUCAGAAGAAGAUUGUUCGUGCUAUUUACGGAUGUGUCACGUGCUAUCACCAGAUUACGAAUGUAUUCAUUCAGAGGAGAUUAUGCCGAUAAAUCAAUGUAAACCAAUUAUCGCUGAAAGGAAUGACAAUAAAGGAAACGACAGUGAUGCUGAGUACAUUGUAAGAGAAAAAAAGGCUUCAACUCUAGAAGAGUAUAGAACUGAAGUCAUAGUGGCGAUUUUUGUUACAUCAAUUUUAUCUCUUGUUAUUUGUGUAUCUUUUCAAAUCCAGAUACAAAUUACGAAAAGUUUAGACGUAACAAACAGGAACGAACAUUUAGCUGCAAUCAAGGACGGAACAGAAAUAAGACGUUACGUUAGAAUUCAGGUUAUUGGUAAAGAUGGAGUUGGCAAGUCGAGCCUUGUACGUAGAUUAGUUGGAGAUUCUAAUAUGAAAGUAAACAGCACGGAUGGAAUCGAUAUUGUUAAAAAAUGCCAAAUAAGAACAACUGAUGGUGAAUGGAUUAUUGGUAAAGUUGAAACAGAGAGGAAUAAAAUAAUAAACAGGAUACAAGAGGCUAUAUACAAAGAACCAAAACAAAGCGAAUUAGUUUCUGAUCAAGUAAUUCCAUACGAAGGGGAAAAAAACAGAAAAGAAGAAAUUUCAUCUAAGGAACCGCUGUCUAAAGUUGAAAGGAAACAAGAAAACUAUCAUCCAACUGUUUCAAUGGACAAUUCAUUGAAACAUGAAAACGAAAUUAACAUAAUGGACACUAUUACCCCGGUUGCAGAAAAAUCAAGUAUUAACAAACUUGUGAAAGAUAAUGUUGUCCUUUCUACUAAUGAUAUUAAAAAAUCCGCAGAUUCAAUAAAAAUUGACGAUAUGAGGAAAAAGAUUUUCGAACAAAUGGAUGAAAUUCUUUCUGAAGUUAAGAAGGAUCAAGACAGAAUGACAUCUGAGAGUUUGGUAGAAUGUGGUCUCUGGGAUUUUGCAGGCCAGAAAGACUAUUAUGCCACACAUCAAACUUUUUUAAAUCCACAUGCUAUUUAUAUUCUUGUUACAAAUAUAUCUGAAGACAUAGCAGCUACAGAAGAUGAGACAGACUUUGAUGCAAUUGAAGAAUACAUUGACUUUUGGUUUGACAGUAUUCACUGUUUGAGUACAAGUUCUUCAGAAGAGAAGCCAAAUAUACCAAAGGGGUAUUCAAAACAUAGAUUAUAUCCACCAGUCAUUGUAGUGUGCACUCAUAUUGACAAGUAUAAAACACAUAAAGAGGUUGAAAAGAGGAAAACAGAAUAUAUCGAAAAAUUUGAAGAAAUUGUUGGAGGUCAAUAUAAAGCUAAUCACAAUAGAGGCAUAUACUUUAUUUCUAACACAGAAUUUCUUGAAAGCGACUGUAAAAAAUUAAAAGACAAAAUUUAUGAAGUUGCAAAAGAGACGAUAUUUUUUGAGGAACAACUUCCCAGGCAGUGGAUUCAACUAGAAAAUGCGUUAAGCGUGUUGAAACACGAAUCGAAACAGAAUAUAUUGUCAUGGCAGACUAUUGUAGAAUUAGCCCAAAUAACUUUCAUUGAAGAAGAAGAACUUCUUCCUUUCCUAACUUACCAACAUAAAAUUGGGAACAUUAUUUUUUUCGAGGACAUAAAGGAGUAUAUCAUUGUACAGCCAGAUUGGCUUGUUAAGUGUUUCAGGUGCCUAGUAUGUGAUAACCAUCCAAACAAACGAAAUUAUGAAAUAGUAGAAUCGACUGACUGGAAAAAUCUAAAAAAGACAGGACAGUUAUCAGAUAACAUUAUUGAUAGGCUUUUUGAAAAAGAACCUGACUUAGAGUUUAAAAAAUACAAAACUCACAUACUUAAUGUGAUGGAAAAAUUUGAUAUUUUAGUAAAACCCACGUUUAUAGAUACCAACAACGAUUCGAGUCUAAUACCAAAUUCAUACUAUAUGCCAUGCAUGAUUACACAGCAAUCGACUUCUCUAGAUAUUAUUCAGAAAAUGUUUGAAGGUGAAAAGUGUAAAUUUAGUUUUUCACCAUGGUUGAUAUUUGAAUUUAAAUUUCUCCCCCUUGCUUAUUUCAAUCAUAUUCUAUUCUAUUAUAUAACAAAAUAUACAGUCUGUGAAGAGAAAAAGGGGCGAAAAACUUUAUAUAGAGGAAAAGCAUUGGUCAAUUUAGAUAAAACCAAACUCAGAAAGUUAUGUGUCUGUUUCUCAAAAAAUGCUAUAGCCUUACAGAUAUGGAAAUUAGCAGAUGUAGAUGAUAAAAUAUAUAGCACUAUUUUAGAAGAGCUAUGUAGAAAAAUUGCAGACUUAAAGAAAAAAUUAAGACAGAGCAUAUCUUACGAUAUAAAAGCGAAAUGCAGAAAUGGAGACUACUCUAACAAACAAGGCAGAAUUACUUAUAAAGAACUAGGUGAAAUAUGUGAACAAGGACGCUACUGGUGUCCUGAACAUAAUGAUAUGCAUAGUAAGGACGACGUAGAGAAAACCUGGUUACAACAUGCUGACAUAGUUGAAAAGAUUUCUGAUGAAAUAAGCACGAGGGAGGAUGAACUUAUUCCAAAUAUUGAACCAAACAAAGAAGAAGAAAUUGCUCAGGAUCAAGCAUUAGUCAAAGCCAACCUUCCUGUUUCUGUCAUUUUGCGUCAACAGUUUAAUAUCCAAAAGUCAAAGAAUGAAUAUCUGACCAUACUUAGCUGUAUCAAAAUAGACAAUACAUUAGUGUUUACCGACUAUAGGAAUGAGCGACUUAUUAUUUGUAAUUCAGACGGUACUGAUAUCCAUCACAUUCCUCUGUACUAUCAACCAUAUUUUAUGACAGAGGUAAAUUUUAAUACUGUAGCCGUAUCCUGUGGACGUCACAGAACCAUACUGAUAAUAAAUAUAUCUACACGUUCUGUCACCAGUACAAUCAACACCAGUGGUAACUGCUACGGAAUAUCAUAUAAUGAUAAUAAACUGUACGUUGUUAUUGAUUACAGUAAAAUGCAUGUGAUGGACCUGACAGGUAAAGUAAUACGUACUAUACCUUUACCUUCAGGCAGUAUCCGCGACAUUACAGUAGACAGAGACAGGUUGGUCUGUACAGACGUUACAUCAAUAUACUGCUGCUCGUUAGAUGGUAAACUAAUUUGGAAGUUUAAAAUGGAUAAAUUACAAGAUUUACGUCGUGUGACUACAGAUGAUGAGGGGAGUGUGUAUGUGACUAAUGAUCUUACCAACACUGCAGUAGUAGUAUCAGAUGACGGGAAACAUCAUAGAGAACUUCUUACUGAAUCAGAUGGAUUGAAAAAUCCGAAUGGAAUUUAUUUUGACAAAAAAGAAAAUAUUCUGCUUGUUUGUAAUAUUCGUGACGGAAAUGUUUUUCUUUUUGACUUGAAGAUGAAACCAACAUAAAUAAACAUGAAUAAUUCUUUCAGACAAUGAGUUUAUUCGGCCUUGGAUCUGUUUGUGCCUUUUGCCAUUCAAAGUUACUUCUAUAUAUACAGUGGCGUAGCUAAGCCAUUUUUCAGUGUACGCCCGAACCCCGGCGAGGGGUUUGAGGGUCCCAAGCAGGUACAGGGCCAGGGACCUCCCAGCAGGGGUCCGACGGAAGCUAACGAUUUAUUGAGAGAGAGAUACUAUUUCUGUCAUUAAAACUCAUCAAUAGCAACAUACUUUAAAGUCUAAUUUCUUGAUUUUUUCAUGUAUAAUUUAUUCAGUGUGUUGAUUUGGAAUCUAAUGGCCAAUAGUUGUUACUAUGAAAUAUGUUUAAAAGGAGAUGUGGGGUAAAACAAUCAAUCGACCAAAGAUCCAAACCUUUCGAAAUAUAAAAAAAGCAAGUCUACAUUUUCAAUGGUGUCGUUCUUUUGAUUAUUAUGACUUAAUCUAGUUUUCUCCUCUUUUAUGCGCAAAUUUCGUUAAUGGACAAGUACAUGCAAUAAUAAAUUUUCAUAGGUGGUCAGGUGUGAUAUGAACAUACUCAAAGGGUUCCGUGGAAUCCUGUGUCUCGCCUGGGAUUGCUGCUGUCGGUUAAACCAUAAAAAGUGAAUCCAUUUAUCAGUCAAAUACAGGAUUUAAAAGAAAUCAAACUUUUCUUUAAAUGUUUUUUCUUGAUCUUGGAAGAUAAGCUUCUGUCCAAGUUUCAUAACAAUCUAUGAAAGUUUACAAAUGUAGCAGGUGAAAAAUAUUUAAUCCAAGACCGUCUGUUAAUUGCCCCAAAAAAAUGGUAAAAUACUGAAAAAUGAAAAAAAAAAUGUUUAGACUGAAAUUUGCUGAUUGUUAUAAAAGUCUUGAAAUCAUUUAAAAGUAAAGGAAUAUAUCUCCCCCAUGCAAAACUCUGAUUUUUUGUCCGGAAUUGGCUAUACUUUAGGUACGUUUUAUUUUGAUCAGCUCUUCCAAUGUUUUUAUUAGGUUUUGGAUUUUCAAAUAUUUCGGCCUCGAGCAUCACUGAUGAGACAUUAAUUGUCAAAAUGCGCAUCUGGUGCAAAAAAAAAAAAUCGUACAGUUGGUGUUAACAUUUUCACAUAAAAUUCGAUGAAGUUUUGACAAAGUAAUUGAUGCGUAACAAACGGUAUCUACUUGUAAACUAUUAAAAACAAUGUUCUUUUCAAUAAAAUGCGGAAAAAUUAAAAGCAAAUUUUCAUAAUUAUGCUCUGGAUACUCUUUUGGUCAUAAAAAAAGUAUCUGCCUAUAUUCGGUAAAAUUUCAUAAAGGUUUUACAAAUUUAUUGAUGUUGUAAAAAAAAUUUAACCACAGGCUGAACAUAAAUAUUGACGACGCCAACGCCGAUUACGGAAUGUCUCGCAGGCUCGACAAAACUGCAUAUCGUAUCUCAGCAGAUAAUGAAUUGCUUUAAACUAUAGGAAAGGGAGGAUAAUUCACAGUAGAUUCAGAUUUUGACAGAAAACUAACAAAUAAAUAAUAUGAUACCAUUUGAUUAAAAAGUAAAUUUCUUCCGACUGUUAUCUUCAAUUAAAGUCAGUGGAGAAAGAACUACAAGGCUCAUGUGCUUUUAGCCAGAUCUUUUAAUCUAUUUAGAUUAAAAUAUUUUUUCUCCAAAAUUCAUGUGUACGCCCGGGCGUUUUGACGUAAACGUAGCUACGCGCCUGAUAUAUUUGUUUUCUUUACUAUAAAUCUAACUUAAUUGAUUGUCAUGAUCUGUACAGGUGUCUUCCUUUUUAAGAUUGAAGACAGUAUUAACAAUUGUGUUAUGUACAUGUUUUGUGUGAUCAAUGUUUAAUUUCAUUUGUGACAACAAAUCAACUUUAUAUGAAAAUUUAUAGAAAUGUUACAAAGACGUGUUGUUCUUUGAUUCACGUCCACUUUUUUACUUGAUAUGUAUCUCCUCAUUAACUUUUUGUCUCAAAUUAAAGGCAUUCUUUACGGAUGUGUUGUUUGUAAAUAAAAUCGGAACACAUUAUCAAUUGUAUUGUGUCGUUGGGUUGCUGUUUCAUUGACUGGUACUCCUUUUUCCUUCAUUUGCCAAUUCAUUUCUUUCUUUCAUCCCGGUAGACUUGCAUGUACAUUUCAUAUCAAAAUAAUUCAGAUAUAUAAAUUGUUUAUUUGUUCUCACCAUGAAUAUGCAUGAUAUAUUUGCCACUGAAUGGUACACAACCAACAUAUUAACUAAUUAAAUCUUCCAUUCGUACAAAAUUAUAUGACAUGUUUUAAUUUUAUUCGUUUGUUCAUUUUCUAAUAUCGUGAAAGGUUGUAAAAAUUUGAUGUUAAUCAAGUACAAAUAACGCAUGGUCUUACACCAUACAGAUUGAUAUGAAUGUGUUAGAAUGACUUUGUUUCCAACAUCCAAAUUAAAUUCCGUUGAAAAUUUACAAAAAUAUGGAAAGAUUAUGAUUGAUUUUCAAAAUGUAAUCUUGAACCUCGGCUGUUGUAUUUGAUCAAUGUUGUUCGAAUAUUUAUCUUUCGGCUUUUUGUUUUAAACAUGUGAACAUUCAUUUGUUAUAUAUAUUUCAAUAGGGAAAAUCAACUUUUUCUGAGUAAGAAACAACAUACAUGCUCCUAUCUUUAAGUAUAAUUCAUACUCUUAUGAGAAAGAUAUUAUCCAUGAAAAUGUUAUCUGGCGUACUCAUAUAAAAACCGAUUUUUUUUCUUACUGAAUCAAACUGAUUGAAUGGGCCGUUUGGAUUGUAUUUUAACAGACAAGGAAAUAUUCUGCUUGUUUGUUAUAGAGAUAACGGAAAAGCUUUUUUUUUUUGACGUGAUAAAGAAACUUGCCUGAAUGAACUUAAAUUAGUUCAUUCGAUUUCGGAUUUUUGUAUUCGGUCAUUCUAAAUGGAUUUUAUGUGUUUGUAUGUUAUCUAUUGAAUACAAAUUCAACUAAAUUAAUUGUGCUUUAUCUUCCAUAAUUACUACCAUGCUUUCUUAUGAGUUCUAUAUAAGAUAUUCUGUAUUCGGAUUUUAAUAAAAAAUAAUUUUUAUUUGUA